This is a messenger RNA of Bombus huntii, 1715 nucleotides long. RefSeq names its product arf-GAP domain and FG repeat-containing protein 1 (gene drongo). Lineage: Eukaryota; Metazoa; Arthropoda; Insecta; Hymenoptera; Apidae. The record is from RefSeq and is a predicted model, not a curated record. Bases 246 to 1493 code for a protein of 415 amino acids. The transcript is spliced from 6 exons. Gene Ontology annotation, molecular function: GTPase activator activity.
CGCGAGAGAAACUUACAUGAAAAUAAGGACUGCUAACGAGUGAAAAUCAAUCAUAAAAAAAAUCAUUGUAAAUAUAUUAUUUUAUUAUUCCGCGUUUCAUGUUUCUGAAACAUUUUUAGAAUGCGUUACGGAACACGCACGACUGUCGUGACAGAAAAUUGAGUCAGUUCCGCAAGCAGAGCGCGAGAGUUGUGUCUUGUGUAUCUCCCGUGUUCCGUUUAUAGUUAUAAAGUGCAUUCUCGUAUAUGAUGGCGUCCGCGAAAAGAAAGCAAGACGAGAAAAAUUUGAAAAUAUUACGCGAGCUGGUCUCACAACCUGGUAAUAAAGAAUGUUUCGAUUGCCAUCAGCGAGGCCCAACUUACGUCAACAUGACAAUCGGUUCAUUUGUCUGUACCUCUUGUUCUGGUAUGCUGAGGGGCUUGACACCACCACAUAGAGUAAAAUCUAUUUCUAUGGCAACAUUUACUCAAGAGGAAAUAGAUUUUAUAAAGGAACGUGGUAAUGAAUAUUGUAGAAGAAUAUGGUUAGGCUUGAUGAACCAAAAUUCAUCACAGACUUUAGAUACAAAAGAUGAACAAAAGAUGAAAGAUCUAAUGAGUGCAAAAUAUGAGCUUAAAAGAUAUUAUUUGGAUCCGUCCAUGGCAAAUCAGAACUCAAAUCAAAAAUCACAGUCAUCUAAUCAAACUAACAUUCCAAGGGUUCCACAUUCUGGAACAUCUACUACAACAUUAUCUUCUACAACAUCUACAUCAGCUUCGAAAACAAACAAUGUUGAAUCAGUUAAUUUUAAUAACUUUUCAACAGAUUUUGUAGCUGAUUUCAGCAAAGUUCCUGAUCCAUUUAUUACUACUACAACACCUGCAAAUAAACUCAGUCAACCUAUUGUACCUCAGUCAUUCUUUGCCAAUUUUGACAACAAUCCUGUUUUUGAUAGCCAAAAAGAUACAAAUAUUGAAUCCUUAAGUCCAUUUAGUCAGACUACAGGAAAUAUGACUAAUUCAAUGAAUGCAAAUGGUGCACAUGUACCUCCAUCAGAAGAUCGUUAUGCGGCACUGAAAGACUUAGAUUCUCUAAUGAAACAAAUACAAUUGAAAGAUGAUACUACAACAACAUUAAAUACAUCCACAUGGAAUACUAAUAAUGCUUCGAAUUCACUCUGGAGUGUAGGAAAUCAAACUACAAAUGUAAUUUCAAAUCCAUUUGCAACUGGUGAUUUAUGGCGACCAUCUAAUGUAGUUAAUAAUAAUACACAAUCAAUUGAUACCUCGCUAUAUAAUCCUAUUAAUCCUUUUAAACCAGUACAAUUUCCUAUGAAUAAUGAUCCGCAGUGGGUAGGUAUCGGACCAUCUAGUAACAGAGAUGUAAUUCAGUUUAGUCAAUUAAUGACAAAUAAAGUAUGGCAACCAACUCUUCCAGCAUAUCAUGCAAAUCCAUUCAUGGUUGGUUCUGGCGUGAGCAACAUGACAAGAAAUUCGAACAAUCCUUUCUUAUGAUUAUAUAAGCAUAAGUUUUUAAUGGAAUUACGAACAAAUAAUAUAGACCUAAAAUAUGUUUAGUUUAGGGCAAUUGUUUAUAUAUGUGACCUUAUUGGCAAUUAGUGCCAUUAACUUUUAUCUACAGGAGCACCAAUCUCUUAUUCAUAUAACAAAAAAAAAUAAUACUUUUAUUUAUGAAUAUAAUAUACACGUUAAAUAAAGAUUAAUAUUUGUUACCAA